This is a messenger RNA of Saccostrea cuccullata (small rock oyster), 774 nucleotides long. RefSeq names its product nose resistant to fluoxetine protein 6-like. Bases 400 to 774 code for a protein of 124 amino acids. The record is from RefSeq and is a predicted model, not a curated record. The transcript is spliced from 5 exons. NCBI's taxonomy places the organism in Eukaryota, Metazoa, Mollusca, Bivalvia, Ostreida, Ostreidae.
CUUCCACCCGAUAUACUUGAUGUCAAUAUCAACUGGUAUGGGUCCUAUGAUGAGUGCAUUGCAGAUUCCUCUGUUCUUGACCAGGCCAAUAUUCUACCAAGAAACACCUCUAUCCCUGUGGUUAAGCCACAGUAUUGUACCGUUAGUAUAUAUCCACCGGUGCCCCCAGCAGCGAGAGGGUUACUCGGAAUUUUCGGUGGAGGACUUAUCAAGGCUGGAGUUUGUGUUCCGAGAUCGUGCAGCAACAACGAUAUUCUUCUUUUGUCUAGUCAAUUUCUUGACUCUGUUCCGAUCAGAAAUCAAAAAUUCUAUGCAACAAAUGUGGACUGUGUGAAGGAAAGGCCGUAUAAAACGAGGGACAUCGCUGUCAUAACACUCCUAGGUGUUUUUCUUGUUCUUAUGAUUCUUGGAACCCUAUACGACUUUGUCAACAUUCAGUAUCCAAUAUACAAAUCAGGAAAAAUGGAUGAAAAAUCUGUUAACAAGUCGAUGGAUUCCGAUGGCAUUUAUAAAUUGAAAUCAUUCGAUGAAAAUCCGACGAAUGUAGAUACGGACAAGAAGGAUGACAAAAAUAAAGACGGCGUUUUUGGAAAGAUUCUAUUAUCCUUCUCCAUCUACACAAACGCCAAGAAGAUCUUGAACACAUCACAACCAAAGGGAAGUUUGACAGCAGUGAAUGGUAUUCGUUUCCUUAGUAUGAGCUGGGUAAUCCUAGGACAUACCUGGGCCUUCACGGCCACCAGUCAAUUUGGAUGUAAGUCAAACAAAUUAUAA